AUUCAAAGCUCUUGCUUGACGACGAUUUUAAAAAUUUCAAAAAUGAACACAUAAAAUGCCUGAAAUUGGAUAAGUUAGCUAAUAAGACAUGAGUUUUGGAGGUUCAGUGAGAUUUGAUACAAGUACUACUAAGGAUGGAAAACCAGCAAUAUAUUUUGGAGAAGAAAAGAAGAAGAAAGAUAAAAGAAAGUUUGGCUAUAAAGACAAAGGUCUGAGACACUCUUUAAGGAACAUAGAAAAAGAGCCAGAGAAUACUGACCCUGCUAAAGAUCAGAAAGCAGAAAAGCAAGCUACAAAUAAAAAAGUUGCAGAUGAGACAAAAAAGCCCAAAAACAAGGGGAAUGAGCCUAAAGGGACAAACCCGAGCCAGCGAAGGAGAGUUAAAGAGACUGUAAAUGGAGUGGCUCCGGGAACUGUUACUCUUACCCAGGAGCAACUAAAUGCAAUUUUGUCAUCUCUGGGUCAGACCCAAGGAUCACAGCCUGUUCAAGUCAGUGUGGACAAGAACACUAAUGAGGUCCGUGUAGAGAAAAAGGAAGUCCAUUUCCAAGAUGAAAAAUCAGCUGAACCUGCGAAGGUUGACAGUGGUACGCCUAGGGAAGAGAGUAUCUUCAACAUGGUAGAUAGUAACCAUAGUGAUACGGGGAAACAAGCAAAUUAUGAUAACAAGCAAGGUACAGUUUCUGACUUUGUACUGCAACAACUCGGUCAGUCUGAAGAACAGGGAGAUGUUAAGCAGGAGGAUGGUAAGCCAAAAGAACGGGAAAAUGAAGGAGGUGCAUCAGGAGCAUCACAUAUUGAAGGUCCAAAGGAGUCUCCAAGAGCACCUUCUGUUUCAUGGAAACAUAUGACCAUUGGAGAGAGAAAGAGAUUACAAUGGGCCCGAGAACGAGGUGAACAAGCAUCAGGUGUGAACCAAUCAUCUCCCCAACAGCAGAAUGUGGCUUCUGGCCAGAGAUCUAUCAAUGACCAAAUGGGGAACAAUCCACAGCCUGUAAAGUCCCCAGUAAUGCCAGUCCCCCCUGGAGAAUUUGUCCCUCAGCCUCAACUGAGUAUAGCAGAGAAGAAGAAACUACAAUGGGAGGCUGAGAGAAAACAGCAAGAGCAGCAGCGUUUAUUAGAUACUUGGAAUCCAUUUGGUCGGCCUGGUGCAGGGGCUCCGAUGAGGUCAAACUCAGGCACUGUCUUGACGGAUUUUAACAGCCGUAAGAAUCAAUCUGUUCAGAAUUCUCUUGAUGAGAAGGAGAGGAAGCAGAAAGCGUAUGACCAGCUGCAACAACAACAACAAACACAACAUCAACAAGAACAACAAAGACAACAACCAAAUUUUGCACCUGAUCCCAGCACUGUCCAUCCAGCAAUGAGAAGUUCAUUUGCAUUUGGGGUAGCAACGGAUGGGAAAUUUUCUGACUCUAAAGCAGAGGAGAAAAAACGCUGGCUUGAAGAAUUAGAAAAACAAAAGGAGGAAAAUCGCAUGAGAAAGGAAGCUGAGAAAUCCAAAACAGUUCAGGCUGAAACAUGGGCAGAUAAAAUGAGCCAGCCAGGAGGGACCCCAAGGACACAAAAUCCUGUGAGCAAUACUCCUGGAGUGAAUAUCCCUGGUCUUCAAGGUGCAGUGGCUUCUCCAAGAGUGAAUAGUGCCCCUAGUAAUGUUAACAACCCUGCACCCAAUGGGGAGUUAAGCUCUUCAGGAGGAGCUUCUCUACUGAGGGGUCAGAAUACUCUUAUUGACCCCGUUACGAUGAAUGAACUGUCAGAAAAACGUCGUCGAGCCUUAGAGCAUCAGAAAGCAAUACAGGAGCAAGUUGAAGAACAUCAGCGAAAGAAACGUGUGGAGAGGGAGCGAAAAAUUGCUGAAGAAUUGGCGGAAGAGGCGAAGUUUCAACAACAGCGAGAAAAUGUUCAGAAACAACUGGAACUUGAACAGGAAAAGCAGAAGCAAAAACAGGAGGAGCAGCAGAAGAGGGUAGAUGAUUUGAAGAGGGCAAUGGAUGAGGCCACUGAGAGAGCUAGGAAAGAAAAGUUUGAGAAGCGCCUGGCACACCUUGGAUCACAUGGUCAUGAUACUGCCAGACUACAAGAGGACUAUGAAGCGAAGUACAGCCCAAGGGCAGGAGCAGCUGGGGGUAAUGUGGAGCCUGCCUCUGUCCCAGGGCUAGAUCUCUCAAACCUGUCUCCCAGGUCAGGUGCGCAACAUGAAAGCCCCAGGGUAGCUAUUCAGCAUGAGCCUUAUGAGGAGAAUAAGGUGGUGAUACCCAGUAAAUACAAGCAGGGAAGUACAGAUCCAAUGUCAUCUAGGAGGGAGUUUGGAAUCCAAACAGAACUAGGUCAAGAUGACAUGAAAAGAACUGGAAGUAUGGAUAUAGAAUAUGAAGGUCCCAUUCACGAUCAAGCCAAGACAAAGGGCAAGAAAGUCAGGGUGAUAAGUGCCAAAAAGAACUCUAAAAAACCUGAGGUUGAAAAGGAGACUGAGGAGAAGCCAAAGCGCAAAGGUACACAGAAGAUUUCAGAGAGGCCUGGUUGGGGUCAAAAGGCAAAGAAAAAACCUGUGAAACAAUCGGAACGAGAUCCUUUUUAUGAAAGAAAUAAAAAACAAGCUGAGGCUCGUAAAUUAAAACGAGCUGAAGAACUGAAAGCAAUGAUUGAAGCUAAUAUGAAGGGAAUACCUGAAAAUGUGGUUAAACGGGAAAGAUCUAGGUCACGAUCACCCCCAAGAGAUGGGGGUCCAUCAAGUCACAGGAGUACAACUAUACAACAGGGUAUCCCUACCCCUGAAAUAGACAGUAGGACAUAUGAAUCACAUGCUAGACAUUCCAAUGCAAUACAAAACAACACAUCUCCUCCACCAGAAAGAAAUCGACGGAGAGCACAACAUUCAAAUCCAACUCCUCCCCCUCAAUCUCAUAGAACAAAAAGUCCACCAAUCCGAACAUUGAAUAAUAAAAGUCAGUCAAAACAUCACGAGUCUCCUCCUCAUUCACAUAGGUCAAAAAGUCCACCCAUUCCAACUUUGAAUCAUAAAAAUCAGUCAAAACAUCACGAGUCUCCAAGAGCAGGAAGUAUUCUGAAAAAUGCUCCAGGGACUUAUCAGAAUCAGUAUGAUAUGGAUCAACAUUCUUAUAAGAACUAUCACUCGCAGUCUCAGACUGAACCGCUUGGUAAAUAUCAAGAUUAUAAGGCAGUAUCACCACCUAUCGCAACGGGAGAUUUUGUGCCUUUUCUUCGGACUAAGGAUAUAUUAGAUCCUGCCCAUGCGGACUCCCCAUGUCCCCCCUCACGCGAGAAUUCCCGCAUGGAGAGAGCCAGGAUUGCUUACAAACAAGGGCUGAAUCCUGCCAACUAUGGGGGUCACGUGGAGUACUAUAAUGACACAAAACUGGAGAAUAUGAUGCCUGAGAGACCUCCUUCCAAGAGCCAUAGCAAGGACCCCAUCUUCAAUCCUAGUGUUGUACUUGAUCACCCUACUCCACGUCAAGACAUAAUACUACAGCAGCUGUCUGACAUUAGGAAGGGUCUUAUUCAAAAGCAGCGUGAGAUUGAAACCUGCUUGUCUCCAAGUGAUCUACAACGUGAAGACGUCAACUAUUGAAAACUUCUAAUAUUCCAUCCAGCAUUUAACUCAAGUGUCUUUCUGUGACUUUAACAAAGGCUUAUGUGCUGGUAUAAGUGUCACUUUGAGUUGUAUAAUUAUUUCUGUUCAAGCCAUUCAGACAUCACAUGUCCUACCUUGAGUGUGUUUGAGUGUUUCUGCAUGAUACUUAUACUGGCCAAAAACAGUAAUUGUUUUGUGACUGGCAUUUGUUUUGCUCUUCACACAUAAUUUCACGACAGCAAUCAGUUUAUCAUGUGAUUUCCUCGUUACAUAUCUUCUCUGGUUACACCUAUAUUAUAAUUGAGGCACAUCAUGGUGAUGGAUGCUGGUCAUAAUUUUAUUUAAAUGCGAAGUAAAGUGGUGCUUUUUGAGUUGUAAGAUAGCAAUGUAGACUGUAUGUGUAUGUUUUGUAUCCAAAUUCUGAUAUGAAGAUUAUGAUUGACAUUUUUUCCACAUUAUGUAUUUAUAAACAUAUUUAUUUCACAUGUUAAUCAUGAGGGAAUGGUCUUUACUUUAGAAUACUGCUAUUUUGCAUAUAGCUCCAUUUAAAUGGCCAGAUUUAAAAAGUUCAAACAUAAUUGACAAAAUCUGUACACUGUAUAUUGUUUUAGAUGCAAUAAAUAUCAGUAAAUUGUC
Owenia fusiformis is the source of this 4228-nucleotide messenger RNA. The record is from the annotation of a GenBank genome assembly. NCBI's taxonomy places the organism in Eukaryota, Metazoa, Annelida, Polychaeta, Sabellida, Oweniidae.